AUGCGCACAACUCCCAGGAUAAGAAGGGGUAGCGGCGGGGACGUGGAGUGGGGGGCUGCGGAAAUGCGGAGGCCUGUGGAACUGCUAGUAAACGAGGGCCUUCCAGAAAGAGCAGGGGAGGACCUGCCCCAGGUGCGGAGUGAGCCGUCCAGCCCCGUUUGGACUCGGGUCUGCGCCUUGCUCCCCCCCUCCCACCGCGCCCCGACGCGCUCGGUGCUGCGCCUUGGCCGGAGGUGGCGCUCUGUGCGCCCCGUGGAUUCCGACGCAGAACCCAGGGGUUCCUCAGGAGCAGCUCCUUUCUCUUCGUUCCAUCCAGCCCAGUUCCCGGCUCAGGACGCGGCCUGGCAUCUCACGAGGGAGUGGGGACUUGGCGAGGUGUCCCAGGGUGGGGAUGAGGCAGGCUGCAGCCCCCUCUCGGAUCUGGGUUCCUUCCCACCUCGAAAUGUGGGUGGAGGCUCCUCAAGCAGGCUGAGGCAGGAGGAUUGCUUGCUGCUCUUCGCCUGCGGAUACCUCGUCCAUGCCCUGGCCGAGGAAGCCGAGAUCCCCCGCGAGCUGAUCGAGCGGCUGGCUCGCAGUCAGAUCCACAGCAUCCGGGACCUCCAGCGACUCCUGGAGAUAGAUUCCGUAGGAACCGAGGAUGCCUUGGAGACCAGCCUGAGAGCCCACGCACCCCAUGCCACCAAGCAUGCUCCGGAGAAGCGGCCUGUGCCCAUUCGGAGGAAGAGGAGCAUCGAGGAAGCCAUUCCCGCAGUCUGCAAGACCAGGACAGUCAUUUACGAGAUACCUCGGAGUCAGGUGGACCCCACGUCUGCCAACUUCCUGAUCUGGCCGCCGUGUGUGGAGGUGAAGCGCUGCACUGGGUGCUGCAACACCAGCAGUGUCAAGUGCCAGCCCUCGAGGGUCCACCAUCGGAGUGUCAAGGUGGCCAAAGUGGAGUAUGUCAGGAAGAAGCCAAAGUUGAAAGAGGUCCAGGUGAGGUUAGAGGAACACCUGGAGUGUUCGUGUGCGACCUCCAGCCUGAAUCCAGACCAUCGGGAAGAGGAGACGGGAAGGCGUAGGGAGUCAGGUAAAAAACGGAAAAGAAAAAGGUUAAAACCCACCUAAAGCCGCCAACCAGAUGUGAGGUGAAGAUGACCCAGCAGCCCUCUCCUGGGACACGGAUGUACAUGGCGUGUUACAUUCCUGAACCUACUAUGUACGGUGCUUUACUGCCAGCGUGUGGCCUUUGUUCUCCUCCGUGAAGACUGUGUCCAAGAGCACCCUGGAGAACAAAGGGACAGUGUGCAUUUGUUCAGUGUG
Molecule: messenger RNA, 1299 nt
Organism: Fukomys damarensis (Damara mole-rat)
Lineage: Eukaryota; Metazoa; Chordata; Mammalia; Rodentia; Bathyergidae
Gene: Pdgfa
Product: platelet derived growth factor subunit A
Exons: 10
Coding region: 1-1104 (367 amino acids)
Biological process (GO): positive regulation of MAP kinase activity; positive regulation of cell population proliferation; platelet-derived growth factor receptor signaling pathway
Cellular component (GO): membrane
Molecular function (GO): growth factor activity; platelet-derived growth factor receptor binding
Source: RefSeq, a predicted model, not a curated record